Messenger RNA from Penicillium olsonii, 1800 nucleotides. NCBI's taxonomy places the organism in Eukaryota, Fungi, Ascomycota, Eurotiomycetes, Eurotiales, Aspergillaceae. The record is from the annotation of a GenBank genome assembly.
AUGCGGGCCUGGUCCCUGACCUCUCCGCCCGGCAACUUUCCCCAUAUCUCCAACCCGCGACAGGACACCUUGCUCUGGAGCACAAAGCAUGUCCUGAUUAUGACGACCAAAACAGGAGACCAGGGGCCUCCCCAAGACUUGGCCUCUCAUGCCGACAUCCAACCCAGCGCCAAAAGCGCUCCGCCCCCCGAAACUCCUGCCGCUGUCCAAACGCGGUUCCGAGUGAUCGCAGCUUUUUGGGCCGUGAUCAUAUUUUUGGGAUUUCCAAUAUGGUGGAAGACAACGUCGAUCUACAGGGCAUCCCUUCCCAUCGAGGAGAUGGUCGAUUGGGCUGAUGGCAAGGCAUGUCGCCCAGUGUUUCCCUUGGACAUUCAUCUUGCGGCCCCUUCAAUGCAGCUUGCCGAGGCUCAGCACCUCCUUCGCACGACACAGCAUACUCUCGACGACCUCAACGAGUUCGCAGCCCAUCAUCUCCGACUCAAGUUGGCCAACGACAGCACGACCAGUUACGGGGAAAGUGACUUGGGUACUGACGUCUCUGGGGAGGUCGCGGACACUGCACUGACUGUUCGGCUUCUGCCUCAGGAGGAUCUGGUCGGCCCGCGGUCAGAGCUUCAUGCUGCCGCCACCCAGCUGGACGUCUUCUAUCCGCCAAACCAAGUCCCGGCCCCUUCCUCUUCGAACUCCCCCAUUUCUAAAUUCAUCGCUGAGGAGCUCCAAGGGCUGUAUGGCGAAGAAAAGGCCACUAUCGCACACAUUUUGUCCGGGCACACGGCUGGGCUUGCCUCAACCUCACCCCAGCUCGCCGAGGACAUCAGCCGAAGAUUGCGCCGAUCCAUGAAAUAUGCCGAGACAUACCAUCUGUCUUUCUCGCUCUUCACUCCGGGCUCUAUGCCUUCGUCGUGGGAUAUUGAGGCUGCGGUAAAGGAAUAUGUCUCUCCUCUCUUAAAGGCAUUAUCGCCCAUCAGCGACUUCACCGUGGACACACAAGUGCAGCUAUAUGCAAACUUUGCUCCUACUGCACCCAAACCUGAGUUUGACGAAGCCGAGGCAGCCUGGACACUCAGGAAGGAAGACCUGAGUGCUUUUGUCAACGCGGCUGAAUGGCCACUAAACCCAAGUAUCGGGAGCGGUCCUACCAUCAACUUCAUCCUCUAUGUCCCAGAGCCUUCUCAAUCACCAUUGAUCGUAAAGGAAAACCGUGCUUCCAGCUGGAUUGUACCGCAAUGGGGCGGUGUGUUCCUCUUGAACCCUACCCUUUCCACCGACAAGACCAGCGAGUCCAAUCCUGCCCAUCUAUCUCGGGAUGCCUUGGGCCCAGCCUUCAUGACCUUCUCUCAUCAGCUUCUCACCCUGCUCGGCACCCCCAGUACCCCUGCAUCCCUCCCUCUUCGUCUGCAGACAUCCAUCCGCAUCCGUGCAGCAACGCUUCUUCUAUCUGCAUCGUCCACCAUGGGCUCCCUUGCACGCCUGACCGAGUCUCUUCCCUCCAUCCCCAUCCCAGCGACUGUGGCAACAUCUGUAUCAACGACGAUCUCUCAUCUAGGCUCUACCUGCUCGAAUCUGCGCGAAGGUCGCUUCGGCGCUGCCCUUGCCAGCGCUCGAGUCGCUGAAACGGAAGCCGAGCGUAGUUUCUUCGAAAAAAGCAUGGUGGGUCAGGUUUACUUCCCUGAUGAACAUAAAGUCGCAGUCUAUCUUCCGCUUCUGGGCCCCAUUGGUGUUCCUCUGGUGGUUGGGUUGCUCAAGGAGGUCAAGAGGAUCAUAGCUGGACGCAAAGCAAAGAGGGCCGCGGCAUCAUGA